CGGGGUUGGGCUGGAAAGGUGGAGGAAGUGACGUCAGGGAGAGGGCCGCGCGCGCGGAGUCUGCUGGGUAAAAGCCUCCGAACGGCGGGGGUUCGGUUCUGGUUCCGGGUCAGAGGUGAGGAGUUGCCGGGCCACGAUGCUGAUCAAAGUGAAGACGCUGACCGGGAAGGAGAUCGAGAUCGACAUUGAGCCCACAGACAAGGUGGAGCGGAUAAAGGAGCGUGUGGAGGAGAAGGAGGGGAUCCCACCCCAGCAGCAGCGUCUCAUCUAUAGCGGCAAGCAGAUGAACGACGAGAAGACUGCAGCCGACUACAAGAUCCAGGGUGGCUCCGUCCUCCACCUGGUCUUGGCUCUGCGGGGGGGGCAGCUACGGUGAUGGGACCCCCCUACUGGAGCGACAGAGCCCCCCACAAGCACCCCCUGCUCUGCUAGCACUGUCCGGAUGGCUGCUUCCCCCUCCCCCAUGGACUCUCAGUGUGGGUGGCCGUCCGUGGGGGGCUGGGGUGGCGUGGUUGUAGCAGUGGCCAGCGCUCGGGGGUCCCCGUUGGUGUCUUGUUCCUUGUGUUUGGAUCGCUGAGUGUUAAUAAAGGUGUCUCAGUGCA
Molecule: messenger RNA, 602 nt
Organism: Caretta caretta (loggerhead turtle)
Lineage: Eukaryota; Metazoa; Chordata; Testudines; Cheloniidae
Gene: NEDD8
Product: NEDD8 ubiquitin like modifier
Molecular function (GO): protein binding
Source: RefSeq, a predicted model, not a curated record